Effrenium voratum is the source of this 2724-nucleotide messenger RNA. Lineage: Eukaryota; Dinophyceae; Suessiales; Symbiodiniaceae. The record is from the annotation of a GenBank genome assembly.
AUGGCAUUGUGGAGAAGGGAGAGGUUCAUCAUCCUCGCCUUCUUGUGCUGCGUGUCUCCCUGCAGCAUUCAGCUCCCAAGAAGCUUAAAUAGCUUGCUGCGCAGACGUGGCAAUGCAGCCAACAUGCCAAGGUUUGGGCUCGCACUCGCGCUGGUCGCCUCACUAGCUCCAGGAAUCAAGGAGCUCCCCUCCCAGGACUGCGCGGCAGGGCCACUGCCUGCCGGCUGUGCCCAAGGCCGCCUCCGGGCACUGGACUGGCAGCUGUAUCUCAGAAUCCUUUGCAAUGAAGUGUCGCGCUCGUUGGCCAGAGAUGCGGUGCUCCAGGCUUUGGCGCACUUCGAUGCAGAGAGUGCCAACAGCUGCCCAGAAGGUUUUGCUGUUACAAUGCUGGCCCUGUGCGCCUCAGGAGCUUCAGAAUUCGAUGACAUGAUUGUUCGCUUCAAGCCGGAUGGCACUGCCCACUUCCUGAUCCUGGCUUGGGACCUGCAAACAGGAAGCGCCGUGCUGGAUCACUGGUCGGCCAUGCUUCCCGCCAAGCUUGUGCUGCAGCCGCCUUGGCCGCCCUGGAAAUAUCCUGGAGCCUUUGAAAGCCUACGCCAGGCGCAGGACUUAUCAUACCUAGCAGAGAUGGAUGAUUCCUGGACGUGCGACGAGCGAGCCCUGGAGUUUUUGGGCUGUCAGACGGCUUCCCAGUUGCUGCACCUGCUUUGCAGCUCCUGCACGGCCCAAGGUUUGCCGUGCUGGUUCAGCGCAGAUCUAGUUCAUCACAUUUCGAUCGAGCUCAAGGCCCUGCGCUCUAGCCGAAUGUCCAGGAUCGGCUGCGGCCAUGCGCAGCUGGCCGCCUUGCUGGCCUUGAAUGGGCAAUCUGGCACUGCCCCUCAGACAGAUCCGCAGAUCUAUCGUGUAUAUCACGACGAUCGUCCAAUCCUUGUCAUGCACAGUACCUUCAAGCGAGUUGCGGGAGAUGCUGACAAUUUGUUUGCAUUGAACAUACCAAUGAUGAGAUUGUCACCUUUCCCCUUCCACACCGGAAUGCUGCGAAGCGCCCGCAUUGGGGUGGAAUCGCCAUUUGACUUGUAUCAGGACGCACUUAGCAUCGUGUCGCAAUCUCUUGAAAGACAUGGGAUUGGCCACGUUAUCCUUCCUGGAGAUGCCUCUGCCGGUCUCCCGCGACAUAGUGCGCUGCAAUCAAUAUUUUUGGAGGUGCUGGACAAGCCUUUAGAGGAGCAUUUGGAGACAUCCCUUGAAGCAAAUCUUCAGCGUGAGCUGCAAGGUCCAUGGCGGUUGGUGAAGGUGACACCAGGCUUGUGGCAAGUUGGAGAAGAACCCUAUCGCUUCAGCCCGCGUGCUGAUGUUGCGUUCCGCACCUUCUGCCAAGAGUGCGUUUACAUUUCUCUGUACUUCUACUUGAAGGAGGCUGGAUUUGUCCUUCCACUGGCACCCUGGGUGCCCUGCCGAUUGCCUUGGCAUCGACUUUUCCCUGUCAAACGUCAGGCGGGCUUACCGAUGGCUGCAGACAAUUCCUGGCUUCGCUUGAUGCAGCGAGGCCCGCCUUCGCUGCACAGAUGUUCGCAGAGUGCAAGGCGGGUCUCGAUGGAGGAGCUGGAAGAGCCAGAUUUGCUGCCAGACUUUGACAUCUCGGAUGGCGUGCAUGCUGAAAUGGGACUCUAUGACUUGAUGAGACAGCGCGAGGACAGCGAGCAGAGUGGGUUGCAUCGCUUCUCUGACAAGAUCCAGUUCAAAACAUGGAUGCUGGAGGAAGGGAUUCCAAUACCAAAGAUCUUCCACUUGUCGAGCGAGUCACCAGAAGUGCUGUCGGUUUUGCAGACUAUCCCAGGGCAGCAAUAUGUUGUCAAGCCUACCCACUUGGCAGCAACAAGCUAUGUGUAUGUGAUGAAAGAUGGUAAGAACCUGGUGAGCAACCAGGAGGUGGCGAUGGAAGAAAUUGAAUCUGGCCUCCGUCAAGCAUGGAACGACAGGCACUUGGACGACUGGGCGACAGAAUCUACACGCCCCGGAGUGAUUGUGGAGGAGCUGGUGGAAGCAGACAACCGACUUGGCACGCCUGAUGAGAUGAAAUGCCAGACAUUCUGGGGCAAGCUGCUCUUUUGCGAGUGGACAUAUGUAAAGAACAUGUCCUCUGGAUCAGAGGGCCGGGCGCAUUUUGACGAUGCAAAUCUUCAUGGGAAUCGAGCCCAAGCAGCGAUGGGCCACAAGGCCUGCGGCAUUCCAAACUUUGCAUCGCUGGGUUACAUUUUCCGCGAUGGCAGCUGCCUGGACUGUGCUGAGCCAGUCCCUUUGUCCAAUCAGGUCUGGCGCCAGCUGGUGCAGACUGUGGAGCACAUUGCGCGGGGUACUGACCACAUUCGGAUCGAUAUUUUUGUAGCAGGUGGGCGAUUCCUGGUGAAUGAAGCAAACAUCAGUUUUUUGAAGAUCUCAAAGUUCCCAGCGGAGCUCAUCGAGGAGAUGUCGAAGUAUGCCGCCAAUACUUUGUGCACCUUCAAACACGGGUUUUGCCCAGACUGCACCUGGGUGCCGGUUGCAGCAGCUUCCAGCGUGUGGUUGGCCUGCAUAUGUGUGAUGGCCAUCGCUGUCAAUUGGGAAGACUGCGUAAGGCAUUACCGUACUUGGCAGCGGCAGCAUGGGGUCUUCACUCUGGCACAAGGCGGCGGACAGGCCGACUAUGCCGCAGAGCAGCGCCGACUUGGUCACACCCCGGUUUGA